AUGGCCGUAUCACACGAAUUCGCUAAUCUCCCAAGCACCAUUUUUGAUCAAACUGACAACGGUGACUUGGAUGUCAGUGAGGAAAUGGAAGAAAUUCGUGAACUGCUCUAUGAACUCGUCAAAACCAAUUUCCCUUCUGGUGUAACGGUCGAAUAUUUGGCGAAAGUUUAUAAAGAGAGUUAUGAAAGUAGCGGUAUGGGUCCGCCAUUACCCAAUGACUGGCUAGACCAUAUUCGUGUAGCUGAGGAAUUCGAGGUAGUGAAUCGAGGACCGAUUGUCAUGGUAUACACUCGACAACGCAAUGCACCACCGCUUAAAGCCGACCAAUCACCCAUCAAUCCACUGAGUAAUCGACAUCACUUCUAUUUGCUUAUUCACAAUUCUUAUUCAUUUUGCAUUGACAUAUAUAACAGUAUAAUGUUCUCAGAUAUAUCGAGAGGAGCUGGGAUAGCUGAGAAACGUGAUAGAGUGCGUAUUCGAUUGACUGACAAAGAAUUGGCACAGCAGAUGAAAUCGAUAUUGGUAUAUUCACCGGUGAGUACUGGAUGCACGGUGAGUGUUGUGGUUGUGGGUUACGAUGAUAUGAAUUCAAUCACGAUACAGUUGACCAGUUCAAGAACUGAUUUCGAGCAGUUGAGAGCCAAUAUGGAUGCGCAUUACACUGAUCAACAGUCUGGUGAGGCUGUUCAAGAACCUGAAGUUGGUGGCGUUUAUGCGGUUAGGGACACAGAUCUGCACUGGUACCGCGCUUUAUUGCAGGUGUCAACAAUGGAUACGAUGUGUUGUUUGCUGAUGGAUAUCGGUCGUGAGAUCUCAGUGGAUCGUAAAGAGCUGAUGCAUUUAAGUCCUGGAUUUGCAUUGCCAUUCACGUACCCAAUCUACGGAAUCAGUGUGAAACUUGAUGGUAUUAACGAUACAACUUCGUCGAUGUGUGCCAUUCGUUCGGCUUUUCACACACAACAACCACUGCUCUUGAGAUUUGAAACGAUGGAUAGCAAACUGUCUGGCACCCACACAGUGCAGUGUGCAGUGUGCACGUCAGCUGAGGACAGUUCGGGGGGUAGCAGCGCGACAUCGCUGUUGAAUCGUAAGCAUAGUUCACAAACAUCAUUCGGUGUGUCAUGUGAAGGUGGUGAUAUGGUUGAUUUGGUGCCGAUGGAGCUGAGUGAAAUGCCAAAAAAUAGAUUUGCCGUUCACGUGCUUGCCGUUUUCGAUGUGGCGAAUAUUAGCAUAAGACAACGUUCUUUGGAUCCGAUUCCGGACUACAUCGCGAGUGCAGUGGAACGAGAUAGUAAGGCACAGCAGUCAGCACCACUCUUCGUGGAACUGGUUGCGGGUCGAUGCUAUGCGGCGAGGAUGAACGAAGAUUCGAACUGGGAACGUGUACAGUUGCUGGGACCGAGCAGUGUGGACGCGGACUGCUUCCGAGUCUAUUCGUUGGACGUCGGCGCGUUCGGCAUUGUCAGACGACAUAACUUCCGUUUUCUACGAGUACCGUUUGGCUUGAGAAAGGUUUUGCUGGCUAAAUGCAAGAUCGGUGGAAUAAAACCGAAAGACGGAAGUGACGUGUGGAGUUGUGAGUGUCAAACGGCGUUGUGUGAGAUGAUCGGCAGUGCGAAUCUGGUGGAAGUAGAGCCAUUGGGCGAAUGGAUUGAAUAUCCGGAAGAGAACUGUCCCAAAAUACCGUUUGUUGCAGUCAAGUUGUAUGCGGACGGUAAGGAUAUAGCACAUCAGUUGAUUGCAAAAGGGUUGGCGCUGCGUAUCUGA
Anisakis simplex (herring worm) is the source of this 1767-nucleotide messenger RNA. The record is from the annotation of a GenBank genome assembly. Lineage: Eukaryota; Metazoa; Nematoda; Chromadorea; Rhabditida; Anisakidae.